UUUGCUCUUUUUUUAAACAGUUAUUUUUUCCUCCCUCAAAUCACAACUUCUACAGUUUAUUCUUAUUAAAUUAGUAAAAAGGUUAAUUCGGCUUGUGAUAAUAUUUUCAGAAACAACACUUGGUUUGGACACCUGAAAAUUAAGAUUAAUAUCAAGAAAAAAAAGGUUUAUUGGCAAAACUCAACGUUUUUCAACUGUUAUAAAUAAAUUAGACUAAAUCAUCAGAGUAGUGAAAUAAAACUAAUAGAUUGUUUUUACUGCUGCUGUCUCAGGUUCAUUAUACUGGACGGUUCGGUAACUUUGUGUUUUAAAGUUCAGGAUUUAUCUGCAUCGCCUCACCUCCAUGUCUACAUGGACCAAUCAGAGAAGAGACGAGCCUCUGAUUGGAGGAUGGAGCAGGAGCGGCACCAGAACCGUCCUGACUGGAAGGAGCAGGAGCUGAAGUCUGAAUGUUUGACCCAAAUUCUGUCAUUCAGGAUGAAACCAGGAAGAAUCUCUGAAAUCCUUCAGUUUUCUGCAGCUCAAAGUCUCUGAAAGUCUCUCCUCCUCUUCACAUCUCUGAAUAUUGCUACACACCUGUGAUGAGAACCUGCAGCUGGUUCUGGAGGUCCACCUUCUGCCUGACGCUCCUCCUCCAGCCCGGAUCGGCUCAGCAUGAAGACGGGAAUUCGGUUCUGGAGCCCGGUUCCUGCCAGCCCAUCUCCAUCCCGCUCUGCACCGACAUCGCCUACAACCGGACCAUCAUGCCCAACCUGCUGGGUCACACCAACCAGGAGGACGCGGGCCUGGAGGUCCACCAGUUCUACCCUCUGGUCCAGGUCCAAUGUUCGGCGGAGCUGCGGUUCUUCCUGUGCACCAUGUACGCCCCGGUGUGCACGGUAUUGGACCGGGCCAUCCCGCCCUGCAGGUCUCUGUGCGAACAGGCCCGGAACGGCUGCGAGGAGCUCAUGAACAAGUUCGGCUUCCAGUGGCCGGACCGGCUGCGCUGCCAGAACUUCCCGCUCCACGGAGCCGGAGAGAUCUGCGUGGGUCAGAACAGGAGCGAUUCAGAGGGUCCGGCCGAGCCGAACCUGACUGCCCGGCCUCCGUUCCUCCGGGGCGACCAGCGGUUCUCCUGCCCCCCGCAGCUCCGGGUUCCGUCCCGCCUCAGCUAUCGUUUCCUGGGGGAGGAUGACUGCGGGGCCCCCUGCGAGUCCGACAAACCCGGCGGAUUGAUGCACUUCAGCCAGGAGGAAUUAAAGUUCAGCCGGGUCUGGGUCGGGUUCUGGUCCAUUUUGUGCUGCGUCAGCACGCUCUUCACCGUCCUGACGUAUUUACUGGACCGAAGGAGGUUCGUCUACCCGGAGCGGCCCAUCAUCUUCCUGUCUGGCUGCUCCUUCAUGGUGGGGCUGGUCUACAGCGCCGCCUUCCUGCUGGAGGACAAGGCGGUGUGUGUGGACCGGUUCAGGAAGGAGGGGUACCGGCUGGUGGUCCAAGGGACGGAGAAGGACGUCUGCACCGUCCUGUUCGUCGUCCUCUACUACUUCAGCUUGUCCGGCUCCGUGUGGUGGGUCGUCCUGGGCUUCAGCUGGUUCCUGUCCGCCGGGAUGAAGUGGGGCUAUGAGGCCAUCCAGGCCAGCUCUCAGUACUUCCACCUGGCAGCCUGGCUGGUUCCGGCGCUGAAGACCGUCCUGGUGCUGGCUGUGGGCCGGGUGGAGGGCGACCUGCUGAGCGGCGUCUGCUCUGUGGGAGUCUACAGCCUGGAAGGCCUGCGGGGAUUCAUCCUGGCGCCGCUCUCCGUUUCCCUCCUCAUCGGCGCCUCCUUCCUGCUGGCCGGCUUCGUGUCGCUGCUCCGGGUCCGGUCCAUCAUGAAGCACAACGGCACCGAGACGGAGAAGCUGGAGAGGCUGAUGGUGCGGAUCGGCGUCUUCGGCUCGGUCUACACGGCCUCCAAAGCGGCCGCCAUCGCCUGCCUGCUGUAUGAACAGGCGUUUCGGCCGCAGUGGGACGCCGCCUGGCGGAUGCAGACCUGCAGACACUUCGCUGUGCCAUGCCCGACCCGAAACACACCGCCGGUCUCGCCGAACUUCUCGGUCUUCAUGAUCAAGUACCUGACGACCUUCACGGUGGGGAUCGGGUCCGGAUUCUGGGUCUGGUCCGGGAAGACGCUGCAGACGUGGCGCCGCUUUUCCAAGAGAGCGAACAUGAACGGAGAGGCGGCGGCGUGGAGGUGAAGCUUCUGGACCGGACCGAACCCAAAGUGAAUCUCCGGAAACCCAAACUAACUGAUGGAGGUUUUUAUUUUUACUGUAUUUUACACUGAAAGCAACACAAAAUGUUUCUAGUGUUUAUUUCAAAUAUUUUAAAACACUUGAAAAACCAAACUACUGUAGAAAUAACUCUCAAGUCAAUAAUUCCUAAAUAUUGAUGACAUGUUGAAUAUCAAAAUAUUUGGGGCUGCACGGUGGUGCAGUUGGUACCACUGCUGCCUUGC
Messenger RNA from Gambusia affinis (western mosquitofish), 2473 nucleotides. RefSeq names its product frizzled-7-A-like. The transcript has a single exon. Gene Ontology annotation, molecular function: Wnt-protein binding; Wnt receptor activity. Lineage: Eukaryota; Metazoa; Chordata; Actinopteri; Cyprinodontiformes; Poeciliidae. Gene Ontology annotation, biological process: non-canonical Wnt signaling pathway; canonical Wnt signaling pathway. The record is from RefSeq and is a predicted model, not a curated record. Bases 582 to 2213 code for a protein of 543 amino acids. Gene Ontology annotation, cellular component: plasma membrane.